This is a messenger RNA of Bufo bufo (common toad), 3765 nucleotides long. It is a transcript of the gene TBX3, whose product is annotated as T-box transcription factor 3. Lineage: Eukaryota; Metazoa; Chordata; Amphibia; Anura; Bufonidae. Gene Ontology annotation, biological process: positive regulation of DNA-templated transcription; central nervous system development; positive regulation of cell population proliferation. The record is from RefSeq and is a predicted model, not a curated record. Gene Ontology annotation, molecular function: RNA polymerase II cis-regulatory region sequence-specific DNA binding; DNA-binding transcription factor activity, RNA polymerase II-specific. Gene Ontology annotation, cellular component: nucleus.
GGUCUGGACUCCUUGCAUUGCCACAACACAUCCCUGGGAUCUGGUGUAAGGAGAGACUACUUUCACACAGAGAAUACUUGGAGCUGAGGGUGUCCCUCUUUCUAUUUCCUCUCCUCUGUGUCCCCAUCUUUCUCUAGUAUACUCUGCCUCUGUACCUCACUGUUCCUUCAACCCUAUCUCCCGAGCCAAGAAGAGCUGCUCCACAUGCUGGGACACUCAAUGACCAUUCAGUAAGGGGGCAAAUCUGAAAAUCUGCUGAUAUAGCACUUCUGCUGCUUCCUUACCGGACUGAGACGAGGAAGAGAGCCUGCACGGAAGCUGUCUGCAGAGAAGAACGAGGAGCUCCAACUGACAAGUUCUCCUGCCUCUUCAGGGCACAAAGGUGGACUCACAUUAAGGAGUGUUCUUCUUACCUUUAAGGAGCUGGGAUUCUAAGUACACUUCUUAUUCGCUGCCAGAAUUAGGAACCUUACUCACUAUUAGAAAUAUUAUCAUCUGAACUUUCUAUUGUCCUUCUGACAGCAGCUGCAUUGAUUCCAGUUCUGUAGGUUGCGCACUUCUUUCUAAUAUUAUGUACCUGUGAAGGUCCCCCAACGUGGACUAAGUCCUAAGCUGUGAUAUCCAAAAGGUCGAAUUGGAUGAAUUUAUCCAUGAGAGAUCCACUAAUUUCAGGGUCAAGCAUGGCUUACCACCCAUUCCUAUCACACCGUGCACCGGACUUUGCAAUGAGCGCUGUUCUUGGACACCAGCCUCCCUUUUUUCCAUCUCUGGCACUGCCACCCAAUGGGGCUGCUCUAUCCCUUCCUGGUGCCCUAGCCAAGCCCAUCAUGGAUCAAUUAGUGGGUGCUGCAGAGGCUGGCAUCCCCUUUUCUUCUCUGGGUCACCAGGCAGCUUCUCAUUUAAGGCCUCUUAAAACGCUUGAACCAGAAGAAGAAGUUGAAGAUGAUCCAAAAGUUCAUUUGGAAGCCAAGGAUCUCUGGGAACAGUUCCACAAAAGGGGAACUGAGAUGGUCAUCACCAAAUCUGGGAGGAGAAUGUUUCCACCAUUUAAAGUUAGAUGCACAGGCCUUGACAAAAAAGCAAAAUACAUCCUCCUUAUGGACAUAGUGGCUGCAGACGACUGCAGAUACAAGUUCCAUAACUCCCGCUGGAUGGUGGCUGGCAAGGCUGACCCCGAAAUGCCCAAGAGAAUGUACAUUCACCCGGACAGCCCGGCCACAGGAGAACAAUGGAUGUCAAAAGUGGUCACCUUCCAUAAGCUCAAGCUCACUAACAACAUCUCUGACAAGCAUGGCUUUACCAUUUUAAACUCCAUGCACAAGUAUCAGCCCAGGUUCCACAUAGUGCGGGCGAAUGACAUUAUGAAGCUGCCCUACAGCACCUUCAGAACCUAUGUGUUCCCUGAGACCGAUUUCAUUGCGGUGACUGCAUACCAGAAUGAUAAGAUCACGCAAUUAAAAAUCGACAACAAUCCUUUUGCCAAAGGCUUCCGUGACACUGGGAAUGGAAGGAGGGAGAAAAGGAAACAACUGAGCCUCCAGUCCAUGCGAGCCUUUGAUGAGCAGCAGAAGAAAGAUAAUGGCAGCUCAGAUGAAUCCUCCAGUGAGCAGACUGCGUUUAAAUGCUUUGCCCAGACCUCCUCUCCAAGCGCAUCCACAGUGGGCACUUCAAAUCUUAAAGGCAUUUGCGACAGUGAAGGAGACAGUGAGGAUGAUAUUAAAGAUGAGUCCACACAUGAUACCGGGGAGUCAUCCAAAAUUUCCACAACCACUGGGGAACACCCUAUAGAGACGAGGAGCCCCUCCAAGCUCUCUUCGGACUUGGGCAGCAGAGGCAGGGAACAGAGUUCGAGGACUGGGAAGAGUUCCCCAGAUUCUAGGCACAGUCCAGGGCAAAUCUCUUCUAGUAGCAGAGUCCUAAGUGUGGAUGACCUUAAGACCUCAACAAGGGACUCACAUAAACUGGACGAUCCAAAGCAGCCCAAGGAGCACUACAAUCCACUGACAGUACAGACAGACAGCAGCUCUCAUCCUCUAUCCCAAGGCCAUCUGCAGAACCUGGGAUUCCCCCCUGGCUUGACUGGGCAGCAGUUCUUUAACCCCUUGGGGGCUUCACACCCAUUGCUUUUUCACCCCAGUCAGUUUGCUAUGGGAGGGGCGUUUUCCAGCAUGGCAACUGGUAUGAGUCCAUUACUAACCACCGUUUCUGGAAUGGCAUCAGGCGUUAACAGCAUAGACUCUACAGGGAUGGUCUCUUCAUCUCAAGGACUACAAGGGGCAUCAUCCUUACCUUUCCACCUCCAGCAGCACGUCCUGGCCUCUCAGGGUCUGGCUAUGUCACCUUUUGGAGGGCUUUUCUCCUAUCCUUACACCUAUAUGGCCGCAGCUGCUGCAGCCUCCUCUGCUGUCCACAGACACCCUUUCUUGAAUGCUGUACGGCCCAGGCUGAGGUAUAACCCCUACUCCUUCCCUAUGCCCAUGGCUGAGACUGGCAGCUUGCUGACCACUGCCCUCCACACAUUACCCAACGGCACUCUUGACGGGAAAGGUCCUAGUCUGGCGCCCAGCCCGGCCUCUGCAGCCUUGGACUCUGAAUUAACUAGCAGAUCUUCAACCUUGUCCUCUGGAUCAGUGUCCUUGUCCCCCAAACUGUGUGCAGAGAAGGAGGCCAGCAGCGAACUGCAGAAUAUCCAGCGCCUGGUCAGUGGACUAGACCCCAAGCAGGACAGAUCCCGAAGCGGCUCCCCCUGACAGGCACACAGGAGGCUUUCCUGCUCAUUCCAAACUUUUUAUCUCAUUGCACUUUGUAUGUUAAAGACGCGUCCUGUAGUCAGUGUGCUCAUAUGUCCCAUGCACAGCCACCAACACUGAGCAGACAGGGGCCAAAGCUGCUAGCCAGGUGAAAAUGCCAAUAUCUACAGAUUCUCUACCACUUUUCCACCCCACAGCCCAUGCAUGUUGUGUGAGGUAUGUCUCAGACUAAAACUUGAAGAGGUGGCAGACCCAUAGAUCUGAUCCUUCUCCUCUCAGACUUUAUUUGUGGUCAUUUACGGGAAGAUAAGGGUUUUGUUAUUUUUCAUUUCUUUGUUGUUGUUUUUUUGUCAGUCACAGAAUGAGCAUUUGCAUGCGAAUAAAAUCACUUGCUCCAAGUGCCCUGAAUAAUAAGUAAUGUUCUGGGAAGGUCUACCCUCCUGCAGAUAUUUAUGCCCAUGCCCCUGUCAUCAGGAGGGGGUGGCUAGGGGAGGCAAGUGUAGAAAACAAAAGUAUUUAUGUAAUUAUUUGAUAGCUCCUGUAAAUACUUCAGAACAAGAAUUCUGAUUAUUAAACAUUAAUUUAUUUCGAUUGUACAUAGUUCUGUAAAUACUGUGCGAUUAUUGCCUUUAUUUUCGCGUGUAUUAACCUAUUAGGUGCCAAAAGCAUAGCAUUCAGACGUGCAUGGCACACAGGGCGGUUAGAGAAAUGAGUUUCUAUUAGGUAAUUAUUGAAGGGUAGAGAUAUUAAAGUGUACUGGUGUCAUUUCUCUUCACUCCUAUCAUGCAGGUAAGGAACACCCCAAAUCUAACAUUUCACCAGAAAUAAUCUGCCUCCCAGUCACCCUAUUGUCCUGCCCUGUUGGUCUCUGUACAUUAUUUCCCCUUGAGCUGUGUUGCUGAUAAUAUAUGAAGGUAUAAUUGCAUACAUGCAUAUAUAUACACGAUGUAAUGAAUGUUUCAUAGAUAUGUGUUCCCCUUGUAUUUCCUUAUUUUCAAAGCCUCAACAACUUUCA